AUGCCCUCGGCCAUUCCAAACGACUUUGUUUCUCAUACGGGCACACCCAGAUUCAUGGAUGGGCUACUGCAAUAUACGCCCAAGCCCAAAUCAGCCGGGGGACGAUCUUUGAGUCCGUUUCAUUUCGCUAAGCAGCAACUUUUCAAAAUUGGCCAUCAAAAAGUAAGCAUUGAUGUGGAUCUAUUUUCAAACUCGAUUGAGGGUGUCACUGAGCUCAGCGUGAUACCGUUGUCGACUAGUCUAAAGGUUGUCAAGUUGGAUUGCCGAGAAUUAAGAAUAAAGGAAGUUUUCAUAAAUGGGUCACCAAAUUCAAGUUAUAUCUACGAUGACAUGUUGUUUAUUAAUGACCCAUCCAUCAUCGAUAAAUCUAUCAAGAAUAAUAAAAUUAAUAUGCUUGAUUUAUAUUCCGACAAGUUUGGCAUACAUCAACAUCACUUUAUCAAGAGGAAAUUGAAUUAUAUAUUCAACGAACGUUAUACAACCGAAAAUGAAGAACUCAUUGAUAAUUCUGGUCACGGAACACAGGAGUUAAAGAUCAUACUACCGGAAAACAUUAAAUUCGAGCCCACUGAUAUCGACUCGAUCACAACACCACAUGGGAGUCAACCAAAUACCAUGACUCCGUCACAUUUGAGAUCAAAACACACAUUCACUGAAGUAUACAAACCAAUUCAAAUCAAAAUCGUUUACGAGCUAAGGAAUCCAAAAAAUGGCAUAAACUUUGUCACCAAUGACGAUAUUGAAAAAAAACUAUGGCACGCAUAUACGACCAAUUCAGAGUACAAUGUAUCCACUUCCUCCUGGGUUCCAUGUCUUGAUGAUUUCAAUAGCCGAUGUACAUGGUCAUUAGAGGUGAGUGUCCCACGCACAUUGAAGGAUAUCGGUAAUCCAAGGAUCAUUGGUUCAAAAGAGGCUUUUGCUUAUCAAAAGCGUACCAAAACAUCAAUUUCCGAUGGCGUAAACGAACUUGACAACGAAAAGGCAGAUGAUGAUGAAGACGACGAAGGGAAUCCUGACUUGAUUGUUUGUUCAUCGGAUACAAAUAAUGUUAAGGAAGCUCCGCACCCCAUUGAUUUAUCGAAAAAGGUGGUUUCGUGGUCAAUCUUUAACCCUGUGUCAGCCCACCAUAUUGGUUGGGCGUUGGGAUUUUUCGAAAGCAUUGUUUUAAGUGAUGAAUCACAAGCAGUUGAUGGUGAGGACUUUAUCAAUAUCGACAAUGAUGACGAAUACAACGAAAAGGAUAGUUUGAACUCUCUGGUGACCAUAUAUGCUUUACCACAAGAUAUUGAACUAGCCAGAAACACCUGUCUUGUUGCUAGCAAGGCAUUGAGUUAUUUCCUGAGUGAAUUCGGCUCGUACCCAUUCAGUUCGUAUGUGAUUGCAUUUGUGAAAUUUUCACCGGUGAAAAGUGGUGGUUUUGCGGGCUUGUCAAUCUUGUCCACUGAAUUGCUUUAUCCGCCUGAUUUGAUUGAACCUAUGUUCACCUCCACGGAUGUUUUAUUGACUAGUAUAGCCUCUCAGUGGUCGGGUAUCAACAUUGCACCUCACUCAUUCGAUGAUAUAUGGUGUACAAUUGGUAUUGCUGGCUUUAUGGCUAUAACUUUUAUUCAAAAGCUAAUGGGAACCAAUGAGUUUAGAUUCAAAAUCAAGGAACUUGUGCAUCGGAUAGUGGAGCAGGAUGUUGACAAAAGACCUAUAGCUCAUCCCUUUUUGAAAUUUCCUGUGUCGGAUUUUGAUUUGGAAUUCAUCAAGUUGAAAUCUCCGAUUGUGUUUUUCAUAUUAGACAACAGAAUGACAAAGUCAGAUAAGUCAUUUGGGUUAUCAAGGGUUAUUCCCAAGCUCUUUUUGCAAGCCUUAUCCGGAGAUCUACCCAAUGGAACAUUAAGCACCGAUCAUUUUCAAUACGUUUGUGAAAAAGUAAAUCGUAAUAAGUUGGACAGUUUUUUCAAGCAAUGGGUAUUUGGUUCUGGUGCUCCUAGUUUCAAAAUCAGUCAGCGUUUUAAUAAGAAAAAAGGUAUGAUUGAAUUAACUAUAAGGCAGGUGCAACAUCAUGAAAACAAAAACGUACAAUUGAAUGUGAAAUCUUUUAUAGAUGAUGCAAUAUGCUUCCUCAACAAGGAGCCUUUAUCGCAAAGGCAGAAUGUGUUCACUGGUCCUAUGAACAUUAGGGUUCAUGAGUCUGAUGGUACCCCGUACGAGCAUAUCAUCCAUAUUAAGGAGAUGAAAACCACAAUCGAUAUACUGUUGUCAAAAAAAGUUCGUAAGAUCAGAAAGAAAGAUGAGGGGGUUGAUCCGGGGUUGAAUUUCAACCAAUUUGGUGACAUUUUAACCACUGAAGAGGAAAAAAGAACGUGGUAUUUGAGAGACUGGGAAAGCAGGGAUGAGGAUUCAUUGAGUACAGAGCCUUUUGAGUGGAUACGAGGUGAUAUCGAUUUCGAGUGGAUUGCCAAGAUAGAAGUAUUGCAACCCGAUUUUAUGUAUGGAUCACAGCUCGUUUAUGAUAGGGACGUGGAGGCACAAUUUGAUGCCUUGCGAUACUUUGGAAAUCUUGAAAAGCCUUCAAUAAUCUACUGCACAGCUCUAGUGCGAACAUUAUUAGACGAGAGGUAUUUUUACCGUAUUAGGAUCGCUGCUGCGGAAGCACUCGCCAGCUGCUCAAAUGAGUCAAAUAAUUACAUUGGGAUGAAGUACUUAAUCAAGGCAUAUAAAUACAUGUAUUGUUUCCCUGACAGCUCAAUACCUAAAUCUAACGAUUUUGGUGAUUUCAGAUCGUUUUUAAUUCAGAAAGCAAUUCCUGGGAUUUUGUGCAAAAUCACAGACAAUGAUGGUCGGGUUCCGGCCGAGGUUCAGGGGCUAUUGUUCAACUUGUUGAAGUACAACGAUAAUUCAAUGAAUGAUUAUCAAGACACAUUGUACUUAUCCGAUCUCAUCAAAGCGUUGACGGUUAGUGCCAUUAGUGGAUGGCAUAAGAACACUGUGGAAGGAAACAAUCUUGAAUUCGCUCUUAAAGUUGACGUUGAGAUUACAAGGAUACAAAAGCUUGAUGAGUGGAGACCAUCGUAUCAAAGAAUCCUUCAAAUUACUUGUUUCAAGUCGAGGGUUCAGAUAGCGUUAUGUGGAGCAAUUUCCCUUUCAUUAGAAGAGAUGAUGAUGGCAACAGUGGACAGAUACCCUAUGGAUCUACGGGCAGAAGCAUUCAAGGGUCUCUUGCUACUAAGUGAUUUUCGAUCAAUACCGAUUCUUGAGUACUUUCUAAAAGUAUGUCUAUUAAACUUUCAUCGUCCGUUGUACACCAGAAAACUAGUUGGUGUCCUACUUGAAGCAAUCACGAUGAUUACACUUCAAGGGAAUUUUAUACCUGCCGAUGAAAUAGUGAGAGAGAGCGACAGACUCAGUGGGGCACAACCGAAUAUGAUCAUUAUUGAUGAGGGAACUAAUUCUGACAUGAAAGCCAGACACGACUUGCACGCAAGAGCUACUUUGAAGGGGGCCAUUGAUUUGUUGAGGCGUGAUUAUUCGAAUAUCGAAAGCUUGAAGCACGUUUUUUGGACGUUUUUACACACAACCUUGCUAAGCAAUUACGUCAAACGAAACUUGUUUUUAAUGGCAGAAAUUCUUUAUGAAGAGCAGGAUACACUUUUGGUAAAGCUACCUGUGCCAAGUUUGCCAAUUUCCGAAUUCAAAAGAAAGGUUGUUGCGAAAAACUUGGGAGAUGGCCAAGUUGUCUUGAGAAGAGAGGGUAGGUUUAAAAUUCAGUUGGUAUCACGUAAGCCACUGGGUCAUCCAACGAAUCGAAAACUCCACAGACCUGAAGAAAAUGUUAGACCGAAGCCGUCCUUAAAGAUAUCCUUCAAAUUACAACAGGAGAAACUUCAUGAAAGAUCAGCUCACUCUAAUAAUCAUCCUGCAUCAUCGUCUUUGGUAAAAUUCAGUCUUUCGCAUUCCCAAAUUCUGAUCAAAUUACCCAGUCAAGUAUUGAAAACCAUUGCCACCAAACUGAUUACUGCUCAUCCACAAUCAUUGGUAACCAUAGAGGGAACAAUCGUCAAAAUCAAUCUUAAGAAACUUCCGCAAGAUGCACAAAGAGGUGUAUGA
Lodderomyces parapsilosis is the source of this 4095-nucleotide messenger RNA. RefSeq names its product Tsm1p (gene TSM1). Gene Ontology annotation, cellular component: transcription factor TFIID complex. The transcript has a single exon. Gene Ontology annotation, molecular function: chromatin binding; RNA polymerase II general transcription initiation factor activity; transcription cis-regulatory region binding. Gene Ontology annotation, biological process: transcription initiation at RNA polymerase II promoter. The record is from RefSeq and is a predicted model, not a curated record. Bases 1 to 4095 code for a protein of 1364 amino acids. NCBI's taxonomy places the organism in Eukaryota, Fungi, Ascomycota, Pichiomycetes, Serinales, Debaryomycetaceae.